Mugil cephalus (flathead mullet) is the source of this 444-nucleotide messenger RNA. Its product is annotated as neuroepithelial cell-transforming gene 1 protein-like. The record is from RefSeq and is a predicted model, not a curated record. NCBI's taxonomy places the organism in Eukaryota, Metazoa, Chordata, Actinopteri, Mugiliformes, Mugilidae. Bases 127 to 444 code for a protein of 105 amino acids. The transcript is spliced from 4 exons.
GAUUUCCGCCAUAUUCAAAAAAUAGUCACAAGCUUCUGUUAUUGUAGUUAGUAGAUUUAUUGCCAUUAUUCAGUUUAACCCUGUCAGUAGCGUAUAAUUUAAACCACCCAGACUGUGAUAUUUCAAAUGGGUGAAACCGCCGAAAUCCAAGUUUCGGUUUCCACCUCAGAGAAACCGAAAAGAUUACCGAGCUCCUAUAACCUGAAGAGGAAGCUUUCAGCUGAUGAAGAGUGUUCCCCUGAGAAAAACAACAGGGGCCCGAGGCGGUCACUGCGAAGAGGAAGCUCCUUUACGUUUCUUACCCCGGGACCACAAUGGGACUUCAGUCUGAAACGAAAGCGCAAGGAGAAGGAUGACGGUGACGCAGUCAGCCUCUGCAGCUUCGACUUCAAGAGCCUCCAGCAGUCUGCUGUUAGUGACGCCAAAGCCGGUCCCGCGAUGUAG